Messenger RNA from Nannospalax galili (Upper Galilee mountains blind mole rat), 2800 nucleotides. It is a transcript of the gene Samd5, whose product is annotated as sterile alpha motif domain containing 5. Lineage: Eukaryota; Metazoa; Chordata; Mammalia; Rodentia; Spalacidae. The record is from RefSeq and is a predicted model, not a curated record. Gene Ontology annotation, molecular function: protein binding. Bases 225 to 746 code for a protein of 173 amino acids. The transcript is spliced from 2 exons.
AUUCACUUUGCUGCUUUGCCGCUUCUCGCUCGCUGUGUCUCCCGCUGCUUCCGAUGGCUUUCGCUCUCCGGCCGGAUCCAAUCCUUUAACCGAGAAACUUUUCCUGCCUUGUCUUUUUUUCCACUCUCUCCUUCGAGGAGAAGAUUAAAAGUUCCCAGAACUGGUGUAGCCCGUGUCACUAGGGCACCAGGAAGGUGUUCGCCGCCGGGUUCCCAGGCUCAACCAUGUGCACCAACAUAGUUUACGAAUGGUUGAAAGCUCUGCAGCUCCCGCAGUAUGCGGAGUCCUUCGUGGAUAACGGCUACGAUGAUCUGGAAGUAUGCAAGCAGAUCGGGGACCCGGACCUGGACGCCAUCGGGGUGCUGGCUCCCAUGCACCGUCGCCGCAUCCUGGAGGCUGUGCGCCGUUUGCGGGAGCAGGACGCGGCCGCCGCGGGUCUCUACUUCACCCUGGAGCCUCAGCCGGUGCCACCCGCACCGCAGGUGAACGCGGUGACCCCAAGCCACCGGGGGGAGCCCUGUGGCGGCUCGGCCCAGGGCACUCGUGGGGACCCCCGUGGCCAGGCGAGCGCGCCGCGCAGCAGGGAGCUGGUGAGCUAUCCCAAGCUGAAGCUGAAGAUCAUGAUCAGGGAUAAGCUGGUUCGAGAUGGCAUCCACCUGAGCAAGCCCCCGUACUCCCGCAAGGUCCCAAUGGCUGGCAUCCUAGAGUACUUAAUGAAUUGGCCGAAGUCAUCACAGAACCGCUAGAUAUCAUUUUUGAGAACUCGUGGAGGACUGAUGAGGUGCUGAAGACUGGAAAAGGGCAUAUUUAGAACCUUCUUUCACAAAGGGAACUGGAUGGUGACCCUGGAAAUCCUCAUCAGCUUAACUUUUUGCUUGGAAAAUUCUGGAGUAAUCAACUUAGUAAACUGGGUAACUGACUUGUAGUAGUUAGAAGCAAGCCAGUGAAUAGCACUCUUGAGGUGCUGGGCUCGGUUUUCAAAGGACACACCAUAUGGGAAGAAGCCUUGUCCGUCUCUUGGGCUUCUACCCUUCAAUCUAUGAAUUCUUCAUGAAAAUAGGUGAGGUUGACUAAGGCACGUGGGCAUUACUAAUUUUAAGUACAAUAUAUAAAAGUAGGUUUCUGGCGAUAACUAGUUCAUUAUAUCAAUUCCAAAUUAGCCUUUACGUGGAGAACAGAAACUUUGACUUAAGUUAUGAUAUUUCAUAUACUCAUAUAGUUUGGUGAAGGAAUUCUUAUUUUAAAGUUCUUUAUGUAAUUAUUUCACAUAUAGGUAUAACCAUAGAACUGACAGAUCAAGGGAGAACACUAAAGGAAGAAAACUUAUAACUUAAAAAUAUUGAUCUGGCUGAGGUAUGACAUAAUAAGAAUACCAUGUGUUGAAUAAUACUGAGCAAGUUUAUACUUCCUCUCUGCUUGGAGUUUGCACCAUCCUCAGCCCUUCCUGAGUUGCCUCAUCCUACUGCCCACCUUUCUCACCCAACCUCCUUCAUUAGGGUUCUGAAAGCAGGCCUGGGGACUGGGAAGUGGACAGUGGCAGCAGCCAUGAGGGACUCUGUCCACCUACCAUCAGGAGAGUAAAGGAAACAGGGAGGGAGCUAGGAAGGAAAUUAACAUGAGCCUGAAGUUUUUCAGAUUCUCAUUGCUAUUUCCUUUGCGUGUUGGUCGCAAUAAGAUCUAAACUUAGUUAAGAGGAGACCAUGGAAGAUUUAAUAAUGUAACACUAGGCUAGGACUGGCACGUUUAGAGCCCCUUAGCAGUACUGUAUUGUGGAAUCUUCUCUCUACUUCUUAAAGUAUGCAAAAGAUGUAAGUUUAUAUCACAAUCAUGGUCCAGAACAAGAAAAUUUCAAAGGAAAAGAGGUUGACAUUCACCUUGUCCCUAGGAAUACAUUGACAGUUAAGAAGGGACUAGGCUUCUGAAGGCAUUCAUGACAAUGUUGUUUGUGAAAUCGAAAGUUGAAAUAUUUGCGCUAGAUUUAGAGAUGAAUUUAGUUACUGCAUAAAGUCUGUAUCAUGCUUAAAUACAAAUCUAAGGAGGUUCUAAAAGCAUGAGCAACUUAUCCCAUAAGUGACAUGUACUGUGCCAUUAUACAGGGAUUGUACUCCAGUCAACUGUUUGUCACCUUUUCAAAUAAACUGGUCUCUAAAAUAUCCAUCAGAUUUUUUAGAGGGGUGUGGGUGUCUGAACAGACUACUGAUGUGAUUUAUUGUGCUAAUAAAUGGCUUCCUGCUUAAGACCUCAUUUCCAGGUGCUGCAUCUGUGGCAGAUUUAUUUCACAGAUGUACAUUUGCAUUGCUGGACUGUGCCUAGAAAGGACCCAAUUUCUCACUAUUAUUUUCCCCAGGGGCAAUAGAAUAAAAUCUACUGCAACCCAAAAAGGGUUCUUGGGUCAUUUCAAGUUUUAUUUUCCAUUUGAGUAAUAUCUGACUUCAAUUAUUUGACCACAUUUAAAUCUUUUCUCUGUGUCACUAUUGGAAUUUCAAAUUAAAAUAGUCUAAAAUUAAGAAUCGGAAUAUAGAAUGGUAGAAUAGCCAGUGGGCCUGAAAGACUUCUUAGUUAAAGCUAAAUGAGGAAAACUUUGGGAGGAAAGAACUUUGGGAACUCCUUGAUAUUAAAUCAAGUUGAAAUAAGAAAAUAUAACAGAAAAAGAGUCUUUUUACCUUGAAGUGCAUCUAUAAAUAAUUAUCCUUAAGAAGAAUAAAUUUUUCACAGUUUAUUCCUUUUAUCUGUGUACUGAUGAUGUCCUUAAUAUUUGAAUGUAAAGGAAGUAACAGUUUAUUAAAAUAUGUCAGCAAGC